Molecule: messenger RNA, 5528 nt
Organism: Suncus etruscus (white-toothed pygmy shrew)
Lineage: Eukaryota; Metazoa; Chordata; Mammalia; Eulipotyphla; Soricidae
Gene: VCPIP1
Product: valosin containing protein interacting protein 1
Exons: 3
Coding region: 75-3734 (1219 amino acids)
Biological process (GO): protein K11-linked deubiquitination; endoplasmic reticulum membrane fusion; protein K48-linked deubiquitination
Molecular function (GO): cysteine-type deubiquitinase activity
Source: RefSeq, a predicted model, not a curated record
UGCCUGGGCCGGGGAAGGUGUCUGGCUAUGAGCCUGUGAGGAGUCGCUUGGGACGCUGAGAGAAGCGAGGAGAGAUGUCUCAGCCGCCGCCGCCUCCGCCGCCUCCUCCACCUCCUCCACCUCCUCCUCAGGCUCCUCAGACGCCUCCACCGUUGGCGGCGACAACGACGGCUGCCCCGAAGCGACGGGACCGGAGGAUCUUCUCUGGGAGCUGCCCGGACCCCAAGUGUCAGGCCCGGCUCUUCUUCCCGGCCUCGGGCUCCGUGAGCAUCGAGUGCACCGAAUGCGGACAACGGCACGAGCAGCAGCAACUGCUCGGGGUGGAGGAGGUCACCGACCCGGACGUGGUGCUGCACAACCUGCUGCGGAACGCCCUGCUCGGCGUCACGGGAGCCCCCAAGAAGAACACGGAACUGGUGAAGGUGAUGGGCCUCUCCAACUACCACUGCAAACUGCUGUCGCCCAUCUUAGCCCGCUACGGGAUGGACAAGCAGACCGGGCGAGCCAAGCUCCUCCGAGAUAUGAACCAGGGCGAGCUCUUCGACUGUGCGCUGCUGGGCGACCGAGCCUUCCUCAUCGAACCCGAGCAUGUGAACACGGUGGGUUACGGCAAGGACCGCUCCGGGAGCCUCCUCUAUUUGCACGACACCCUGGAGGACAUCAAAAGGGCCAACAAAAGUCAAGAGUGCCUGAUCCCGGUGCAUGUGGACGGGGAUGGGCACUGUCUGGUGCACGCCGUGUCCCGGGCUCUCGUGGGCCGCGAGCUCUUCUGGCAUGCCCUGAGAGAGAACCUCAAACAGCACUUCCAGCAGCACUUGGAUCAGUACCAAGCCCUGUUCCACGACUUCAUUGAUGCUGCCGAGUGGGAGGACAUCAUCAGUGAGUGUGACCCCCUCUUUGUCCCUCCCGAGGGUGUCCCCUUGGGCCUGAGGAACAUCCAUAUAUUUGGCCUGGCCAAUGUGUUACAUCGCCCCAUUAUUCUCUUAGAUUCCCUCAGUGGGAUGAGGAGCUCCGGUGAUUAUUCAGCCACUUUUCUGCCCGGACUUAUCCCUGCAGAGAAGUGUACCGGGAAAGAUGGUCACUUGAACAAACCCAUUUGUAUUGCAUGGAGCAGCUCUGGUAGGAACCACUAUAUCCCUCUGGUAGGCAUCAAAGGGGCUGAAUUGCCCAAAUUGCCAAUGAAUUUGCUUCCCAAAGCGUGGGGUGUGCCUCAGGACCUGAUUAAAAAGUAUAUCAAACUUGAGGAGGAUGGUGGCUGUGUAAUUGGAGGAGACAGAAGUUUGCAGGAUAAAUACUUACUGAGGCUUGUUGCUGCUAUGGAAGAAGUCUUUAUGGACAUACACGGUAUUCAUCCUAGUUUGGUUGCUGAUGUCCAUCAGUAUUUCUACAGGAGGACUGGAGUGAUUGGAGUUCAGCCUGAAGAAGUCACAGCAGCUGCUAAAAAAGCAGUCAUGGAUAAUCGUCUUCAUAAGUGUUUGAUCUGUGGUGCCCUUUCUGAACUUCAUGUUCCCCCAGAGUGGCUGGCUCCAGGUGGGAAACUGUAUAACCUCGCAAAAAGCACUCAUGGACAGCUGAGACCUGACAAAAAUUACAGCUUUCCCUUGAACAAUUUGAUUUGCUCAUAUGAUCCAAUGAAAGAUGUUCUGGUACCAGACUAUGGGUUGAGUAACCUAACAGCUUGUAAUUGGUGCCAUGGCUCAUCAGUGCGAAGGGUGAGAGGCGAUGGGUCUAUUGUGUAUAUGGAUGGCGACAGAACUAACUCUAGGUCCACUGGUGGCAAAUGUGGUUGUGGAUUCAAGCAUUUUUGGGAAGGUAAAGAGUAUGACAAUCUACCAGAAGCUUUUCCUAUUACUUUGGAGUGGAGUGGAAGAGUGGUCAGAGAAACAGUUUACUGGUUCCAGUAUGAAAGUGAUUCCUCUUUGAAUAGUAAUGUUUAUGACGUUGCGAUGAAACUUGUUACCAAGCACUUUCCAGGUGAAUUUGGGAGUGAAAUCCUAGUUCAAAAAGUUGUUCACACUAUAUUGCAUCAGACUGCCAAAAAGAACCCUGAUGAUUAUACCCCUGUAAAUAUAGAUGGUGCUCAUGCCCAAAGAGUUGGAGAUGGACAAGAGUCAGAAUCUCAGCUCCCAACUAAAAUUAUUCUUACUGGACAGAAAACAAAAACUUUGCACAAGGAGGAGUUAAAUAUGAGUAAAACCGAAAGAACUAUUCAACAGAAUGUUACAGAACAGGCUUCUCUAAUGCAGAAACGGAAAACAGAGAAGUUAAAACAAGAACAAAAAAGCCUGCCCAGGACUGUUUCUCCAAGUACCUUGCGUGAUGGUCCAUCCUCUGCACCUGCUACCCCCACCAAGUCUCUCUACUCACCAACGACUUCAAAGGAGAAGAAGAUCCGAAUAACAACUAACGAUGGGCGGCAGUCCAUGGUUACGCUCAAGUCUUCCACAACCUUUUAUGAACUUCAGGAAAGCAUAGCCAGAGAAUUCAACAUUCCUCCAUAUUUACAGUGUAUUCGAUAUGGCUUCCCUCCAAAAGAGUUAAUGCCACCCCCAGCAGGAAUGGAAAAAGAGCCAGUACCUUUACAGCAUGGUGACAGAAUUUCGAUAGAGAUUGUAAAAAGUAAAGCAGAAGGUAGUGGUGGUCAGUCUGCUGCUGCACACUCAGUCCACACUGUGAAACAAGAAGAGCUUGCUGUCGCUAGUAAAUUGGCAUCUAAGGAACUUCAGGAGCAAGCUGACAAAGAAAUGUACUCCUUGUGUCUUUUAGCAACGUUAAUGGGGGAAGAUGUAUGGUCUUAUGCAAAAGGACUUCCUCACAUGUUCCAGCAUGGUGGUGUGUUCUACAAUAUUAUGAAGAAAACCAUGGGUAUGGUUGAUGGCAAGCAUUGUACUUUUCCUCAUCUACCUGGCAAAACAUUUGUCUAUAAUGCUUCUGAAGAUAGACUGGAGUUGUGUGUGGAUGCUGCAGGACAUUUUCCCAUUGGUCCUGAUGUUGAAGAUUUAGUUAAAGAGGCUUUGAGUCAGGUUCGAGCAGAAGCUUCUACAAGAAGUAGGGAAUCAAGUCCCUCGCAUGGGCUAUUAAAACUAGGCAGUGGUGGAGUAGUGAAAAAGAAAUCUGAACAACUUCAUAACGUAACUGCCUUUCAGGGAAAGGGGCAUUCUCUAGGAACUGCAUCCAGUAGCCCACACCUUGAUCCAAGAGCUAGGGAAACGACAGUUGUGAAAAAGCAUAACAUAGGGACAGACUUUAGUAACAGUACUAUUAAAACCGAACCUCCUGCAUACACAUCUGCUCCUAGUAAUAGUGAGCUCAUUCGAAUAGCUCCUGGAGUAGUUACGAUGAGAGACAGCAGGCAGCUUGAUCCUAACUUGAUAGAGGCACAGCGAAAAAAGUUGCAGGAAAUGGUUUCUUCUAUUCAGGCUUCAAUGGACAAGCACUUACGGGAUCGAAGUACUGAACAGUCAUCGUCUGAUCUUCCUCAAAGGAAAGUAGAUGCCAGCUCUUCUGUGAAGCCUGGAAGUCUUCAGAGUGGUUUGCCGGAAUCUUUUUCUUUAACUGGUGGCACUGAAAAUUUGAAUACAGAAACAACUGAUAGCUGUGUGGCAGAAGCGCUAGGAGCAGCAUUUGCCACAAGAUCAAAAGCACAAAGGGGAAAUUCUGUGGAUGAACCUGAAGAGAUGGAUAGUCAAGAUGCUGAGAUGACAAACACAACUGAGCCAAUGGAUCAUUCUUGAUUUAAUUUGAGGCUAAUAAGGGCAGAAUGUUUAUUGUGAAUAUGUAAUAUUUGUUGGCUGGGCCACAUACUUGAUUAGUCAUUAAAAAUCUUGUACGUAUAUAAUUCAAAGAUUAUAUCUGUUAUUCAGUGCAUGAUAGCAAGUGUGUGACUGGCAAUAGCUUUUAAAAUACUACUGCCCAGGCUGGCUCUUAAUUCUUGCAAAUUAGUUAUUAGGUUUGCUGAAAUUAAUAUCUUCCAUAUAUGUAGUUCAUUGGAAGUUCUUUGUAAUUUUAGUUCUUUGAAAGUCUUAAUGUUUCAAAUAUGAAAAUUCUCUUGCUAAAUAUGUUUGAUUCCUUGAAAAGGCUAGAACUUGGGGAGAAAUGAGAUUUUUGCAAAUGUUGAUGUCAUCAAAGUCACCAUCCCACAUAACGUAUUAGAAUGUCAAAAGAGUUGUCAAUCUGCAGGCUAUCUGAACUAAAUUGUAUCCAAAAAAUGUUAAUGAGUUAUUAGAUGCUGGAAUCUGUACUUUUCCAUAAUAAUAGACACAGGCAUAGAUAUAAAUAUUCUUUAGUGAAAAAUACCUUGAGAAUAGAGUGUAAAGAUAAAACAUUUUGCUGAUUUGAGCAAGAAACAUGUUUGCCAGAAUAAAACGGACAAUGUGAUUUAGUUAUAUUGCUCUCUGAGCCUACACAGCCAAUUGUGUGCUCUGUUGUUGAUAAGUUACCAUUAUUCUUAAAAUCCUAUUCUGGUCAAGAACCAAGGGCUUAUUUUUCUUUAAUCUUGCAGAAAGUUUCAAAAUGUGGUGGAAAUUGAAAAAUAAUGGUAGCAGUAGUUAAUCUCUACUUUCCAGAGUUUGUCAGAGUGAGAGAAUUUAUAUGUAAAAAAAUUAUCUUUAUGAAUAAGUUACAUUGCUCUAUAAUUUCGAUCAAUGGUGUUUAAGCUUGUAUAUGCUAAGUGUCUUUGGACUCCUUUGAACCAAAACUGUUCUCUUUUUUUUCCCAUAACAUUUUCCUUAAUUUUGGGGAUCACUUGAAUUUUGAUGCAAAUUUUACUGCAUCAUAUCCUGAUCAACUGGGCAUUUGCUAAAUAGUGUAUUUAUCCAUUUUUUAAUGCCAAUUUACUCAAGAAGCAGCUUUUGUGCUUGUUCCCUAAAGAUGAAGAAUAUUUAUCCUGAGAUUGGUAUUGCACUAUUUUAUCAUACUCAACAAAUUUGUAAAUUGAUAUGUAUAUUUCAAUCCACCUUCUCUUCUACAUUGAAAUUAAGUUGAAUUUGAAUGGAUGAAAGAGAAAAUGUAUGUUAAUACAAUCUCUUAUGUAGAGCAUUCAAAGCCUGGCUGUCUCUGAUUGCACAUGUAACAGAUGCAGAACUGCGUUUGCAUUCUAAGAAAACGUACAUCAGAAAGUCUAUUUUUAUCAGGUGUUUAAAAAUCUUAACCUGUUGAUUUAGAAGGAGUAAAGAAAAUACUACUACACUUGUAUUCUCAAGUAAGGGAGAUUACUAUUUUCUUUCUAUGAAAAUAUCUCUUAAUUGAAUCCAUUUAUUAAAGCAGCUACUACAUUUUAAGUAAGGAAAGACUAGAGAAUCUAGAUACUUUGCAAGUGAUAUUGAGCAAGAUACAUAGUUGGAUUUUAUCACAUCACACAUUAAGCCAUAUUUUAUCUCCAUUCUUCUAAAUUUACUUUUAAGAAUCUAUAUAAAAAAUAGGACAUUUUAGGAUUUCUGCAUUAUACUUUAGAACUGCAGCUGCCAAAUAAUAUUUCCCAUUUAAUUAGUAUAGGUCGUUUCUGUGUUUUAACUAAAAAUUACAUGUAU